UUGUUUAUGUAAUUAUUUGAGGUUUGCUACUUCUCUUUCAAAAUGAGGGGAACCCAGGCAGUUUAGUACUCUCCAGCUGAAUUUUAACUCCAUAAAAGGUUUGGGGAAAAUAUUAUGUGAUUAAAUUAUAGAUACUUAGAGGUGGUGACCUGGUGGAGAAAAGAGUCACCGUUGCUUUUCAAUAAUAAAUAUAUCAGAUUUGAUAUUCGAUAGGUUAACUGGUAUAGUAGGUGAGGAGAUGCAACUGAUACACAAGAUCUCGACUUUGAUAAAGCUUUCUACAUUACCUUCCCUGUGAGAAUUGCACUUCGGUGAAAGUAUGGCAAAGCUAUAUCUUGUUGGAGGAUCUUUUGGACUCCGGGAAUUUGCUCAAAUAAGAUACGAUGUCCACAAACUACAUGGCAAGGCUGAUCCAGCUUUGAAAGAAAAAUUAAAACAGAACACUGUGACACUGGAAUCUGAAUAUGAGAAGCUGGAAAAGUCUGACUUGGAUAACUGGGAGAACAUCAGAGGACCCCGUCUGUGGGAAGAUUCCAGGACUGUUCAGAAGCAACGGCGGGAGGCUCUCCGUCUCAAGAGAGAGUGACUGAGCAAGCCUACUUUGGUGCCUCUGCACAAAAAAAAAGAAGUCUCAGGCUGGACUGUCUUAUUUUUUAAUCCAGUGUCAGGAACAGACAUGGGAGGAGGGGAUUGCACUGAGCAAUUCAUGCCGUUGUGUAUAUAAGUAACUGUGAGAUCAAUCCAAAAGGCACUGUAUUAUAUGAAGCUCUUUGUUUACAUCCAUUUGCACAGAGUUCCACAGGCUGUAUAUAUGAAUUAUCAAUUAAAAAAAUAGCUGAUUAUUCUAC
Messenger RNA from Aptenodytes forsteri (emperor penguin), 848 nucleotides. Its product is annotated as cytochrome c oxidase assembly protein COX16 homolog, mitochondrial. The transcript is spliced from 4 exons. The record is from RefSeq and is a predicted model, not a curated record. The coding region runs from base 320 to 586 and encodes 88 amino acids. Gene Ontology annotation, biological process: mitochondrial respiratory chain complex IV assembly. Gene Ontology annotation, cellular component: mitochondrial inner membrane. Lineage: Eukaryota; Metazoa; Chordata; Aves; Sphenisciformes; Spheniscidae.